GAUUACCCAAAAUCGUAAAGCGGAUUGGAGCCGAGCCGUGAUGAUUCAGUGGGCACUUGAGCGGAGCGGGCUGCAGUCAGAGUCGGCCGCACCAUGCGCGCCCACGGACGCAUCACCGGCCGCGCGGCGCCGCGACUCCUGUGUCUAUUCGCGCUGUUCACCGCCACCGCCACCACCGACUAUGGCGUGCCCAUCGAGAUACAGCUGUGGGACACCGGGAGGACACCCCUCGCGCACAUGGUGGACGUCACCAACGAGUUUGGUUUAAAAGUUUUAGCGGAACAUAACUUUUUGAAUGAAAAUAACAUUGCGUUUUCGCCGUACGGUCUGACGGGGAUCCUGGUGGCCCUCUACGAGGGGGUGGACGGGGAGUGCUCCUUCCAGAUCCAGCGGGGCAUGCAGCUGCCGUGGAACAGGAACGUCAUGCGGAUAGGGUUCAGGGAUAUACACAGAACAUUAAAAACUUAUUUCGUGCCGGAAGAAGGAUUUUUGGCGGGCCUAGCAUUAAACAAUGAAAACGUUACAUUUAACGACAGCUAUAAGAAAAUAUUGCGGUUUUACGGUUUCGAUUUAGAAAAACCAGGAAGCUCAACAGUGCCACCACAGACAAAUAAUACUGCUGCCACUGAGAUGCCUGCUACAGCUGGAGCCACGCCCACAUCAGCUGGGACCACGCCCACUCAGGAGACCACCACGCCAGCUCCCGCUCCAGAACAACCGACACGAGAAGAAACUACCCCCAAUCCUAAUGCAGAAACAAUAAGCGAUGUAGAUGUCCGGAUACCCACAACUACCGCCGCGCCAUCUUCCGCAGUGAAUGCCGAGUUCGGCCCAGUCACAGACACGACCACCACAGCCCCCAUCACCGCCACGGAACAAGCCGCCACCGCCGAGCUGGUCACUGAAACAAUGCCUCCCGCUCCGCCAACUAUGACAGAAGCGGCCAGAACCGAAACAGAUGCUACUACUACAGAAUCCAUGACAAUGACAAUGGCAAUGGAAACAGCCAUGCUAUCCACUAACUCAGAAACUACAACAGUGACAUCAAUGGCCACUGAACAAGAAACAACGUUGGCCUCAACUCCAAUAACUACGACGACAUCUGGAACAACCGUACAAGACUUGCCUACUACUACUUCUGCCCAAGAAUUGGUAGAAGCUACUGAUGCAUCAAAUGUAGACGCUGAACCUUUAUUGAUGAUGCCUGAAAGCACUACUGCUGGUGGCCCAAUGGAAUCCUCAGAUGUAACAGAAGCUACAACUGAUACAGAAACAAUACCAACGACAACGGAAAAAACCGUUACAAACCCCAUUGAUUCAAAACUUGAAACAUUGGAGCGCAGGAAAAAGUCGAUUGUCGACUUUAUACUGACAAACCCACCUUACGUGGACGAUUACUUGAUUUACAGAUCUUACGACAUACCUCCUGAAGGGCCUACCUUGUCCUUUGACGGAAGUGACCAGAUGUUUUUAGCUAAUGGAUUGAAGAAAAUUCAGGUAUCCUACAUGCACUACGACACGAUCCUAGAGCACGCUUACCUGCCGCACCUGGACGCGGCGGCGCUGCGGCUGCCUCUGGACAGCGACCGCUACUACCUCCUGGUGGUGCUGCCCACGCAGCGCGGGCCGGAGGCGCUGGGCCGGCUGGUGGCGCGCAUGGCUCGCGAGUCCGACCUGCGCGACGUGCAUGCCGCCAUGACUCCGAGACGUGUCCGCGCAGUCGUGCCCAGCUUCACCGUCAAAGGACAUGUCACGCUCACCACGGAUUUACAAAAGCUGGGCAUCCGCGACGUAUUCGAGCCGCGGCAGCGAGACUUCACGCCGAUGACGUCACAGGGCCACGUGUACGUGCGCAGCGUGGAGCAGGCGGUCUCCGUGGCCAUCCGCAAGUACCGCCACGACGACCAGAAGAGGAACCGAUACGUGGCCAACCGGCACCCGGUCCAGUUUUCCGCGACAUAUCCCUUCGUGUACUUUGUGAUGGACGCCAGCAUUCACGUCUGUCUGAUGGCUGGGAAGAUGGUCGACCCUCUCAAUUCUAGAAUAUUAUAGGCUGUAUUAAAUUAACUAGUUUAUAACGAUUUUUUAAGUAAAUCUUA
Messenger RNA from Plutella xylostella (diamondback moth), 2099 nucleotides. It is a transcript of the gene serpin-34, whose product is annotated as serine protease inhibitor 34. Gene Ontology annotation, biological process: methylation. Lineage: Eukaryota; Metazoa; Arthropoda; Insecta; Lepidoptera; Plutellidae. Gene Ontology annotation, molecular function: nucleic acid binding; serine-type endopeptidase inhibitor activity; methyltransferase activity. The record is from RefSeq and is a predicted model, not a curated record.